This is a messenger RNA of Megachile rotundata (alfalfa leafcutting bee), 1813 nucleotides long. Its product is annotated as irregular chiasm C-roughest protein. Lineage: Eukaryota; Metazoa; Arthropoda; Insecta; Hymenoptera; Megachilidae. Gene Ontology annotation, biological process: synapse organization. The record is from RefSeq and is a predicted model, not a curated record. Gene Ontology annotation, cellular component: neuron projection membrane.
UAUGUGAAAUUAAUCGACCGUUAUAUUUUAUUACUAAAGAGGAAAAUAGAAUAUAUUUUUAAGAAAAUAAGAACUUGUGCAUAAUUGGAGGAGGAUAAGCAAUCGAGAUAAAGGAUGAGAAAGGUACAUCGGGUUGUCGGCGCAAUCGCAAAUAUCGGUUGCAUCGCGAGGCGCCACUGCACCCUGAUUUUAGCUUUUUCGUUUCCUCGAUCCAGGACUAGCUUUUAGUAUUUGGAACGCUGUCGGAACGCGUUGUUCUCGAAUCUAUUCCUUUGUCGUGCCUCGAAUGAUCGAGCGUGAACGCGUUAUCGUACGAUUAUAAAACAAUAUUAAACGUUGUACCUUCUUUCAUUUAUACGAAUAAACGCGUCGUUAUUUUCCAAAUAAAAUAAAAAAUUAUAUCGCGCUAUAAGUUUAUUUCUAUUAAAGUGGUUCAGUUAGAAAUCUAUUACGUUAUCUAACAAAUAUUAACAGACAUAUAAAAUUGUAGUUAUGGUUGUCUUACGGUUAGAUUAACUUUUUUUUCACCGGAAGUUUCGUGGGUGAUCGUUUGGUUUACAUGAAAAUUCAGAGAGUACUUUUCGGAAGACGAAGGAUGGGAAGCGUUAACGAUCAAGGGACGAUCGUGGAAUCGUUAACGAUUGUCGACGAUUUCUCAGAUUUUUGGGGGAACCGAAAACACAACGAGUAAAAAUGAAAGCGUCUUGUAUAUAAAAACAAUGGCACCGUUCCAUGGUAUGGCCCUUAUACUGCUUGGAAUCGGAUACCUGUUACACGCAGAAACUCCUUCUAGUCACAGGAACUUAGCGGUGCAACGAGUCGACGAUGAGAAACCCGAUAAAGGGGAACGUUCGCAACGAGGGACGAAGAGGACGUAUUUUUAUAUAGAUUCGCCACAAAAAGUGACCGCCGUUGUUGGACAAACUGUUGUGCUGUUGUGUCGUGUUAAGAAUUUGGGCAACAGAACCGUGUCUUGGAUUCGAAAAAGGGACUUACACAUCUUGACGUCCAUGACGGUGACUUACACGAGUGACGCAAGAUUUACGAUAGUCGACAAUCCGGAGCACGGCGACUGGAAUCUGCGAAUAGAUUACGUGCAACCACGGGACGCCGGCGUUUACGAGUGUCAAGUUAAUACAGAACCGAAGAUUUAUAGGGCGGUUACUUUGAAAGUUUUAGACGUACAGGCGAAGAUCACAGGCCCAGAAGAAGUGUACGUGAAGAAAGGUAGCACGAUUAGUCUGACUUGCAUCGUGGAUAUGCAAGAUAUUCCUCCGAGCAACGUGACUUGGUACCAUGCCGGUGCUCUGAUCGAUUUCGAUGGUCCAAGGGGUGGCGUUUCUUUAGAAACCGAGAAAGGUAAGAACAGUACCACCAGCAAAUUGCUAAUCACCCGUGCCAUGUUCAACGACAGCGGAAAUUACACGUGCGUCUCGAGCAAGGUUGCCCCGGCGAGCGUGAUGGUUCACGUGUUGAACGGCGAACAUCCCGCGGCGAUGCAACACGGUGGCACUGGCAACAUCAACAGGAGAGCGAUUUUGUUCAGUUUACUACUCCUGAUGAACACGAUACUUCGGUGAGCGGCCAGCGUUUCUUCGUGCUUUCGCGAAGACAACGCACCGUGUUAUCGUUCCCACAGCCGAGUGGAGUUUUUACGCAUCUGAAUUUUCUAUGAAUGGAUGAAACUUGCUUUUCAAAUAUUUUAUUAACGAAAAAACGAACUGUUGCUAUAUACCCUACAAGGUGUAAGAAAUUUCGAUGUGUUUUCGUCUUACUGCCAAAAUUGACUGUAACAUUUCUGUAAAAGAAUAAA